Cornus florida is the source of this 3492-nucleotide messenger RNA. RefSeq names its product receptor-like protein EIX2. The record is from RefSeq and is a predicted model, not a curated record. Gene Ontology annotation, molecular function: protein binding. The transcript has 2 exons. Lineage: Eukaryota; Viridiplantae; Streptophyta; Magnoliopsida; Cornales; Cornaceae. Bases 55 to 3045 code for a protein of 996 amino acids.
GUGUUGUUGCUGCUUUAUUUUGAUUCCCAAUUGUCAUCUUUUCAGUUACUGAAAAUGAUCAAUAGAGAGAGUUUCCUUAAAUUUCUCCACAUGAUUGUUGUUGCGCUACUUCUACUAUGCAUGAAAAUGAAACCAGCUCCUGGGUUAUUCACUUCGGGAAUUGGAGAUGAUGCUAAUGUGAGAUGCGUAGAGAGGGAGAGACAAGCUCUCCUUCAUUUUAAGCAGGAGCUCAUUGAUGAUUGUGGUCUUCUCUCUUCUUGGGGGAGCACAACAGGAGAGAAGAAAGACUGCUGCAAAUGGAGAGGAGUCCAAUGUAGCAACCGCACUGGUCAUGUCAUUGUGCUUGAUCUUCAUGUCCCACCCCCUCUCUACGAAUUGUAUGGUGCUUAUCAGCCUUUGAGAGGUAAGAUUAGUCCUUCAUUGUUUGAUUUGCAGCAUUUAAAGUAUUUAGACCUCAGUUACAAUGAUUUUGAAGGGAGCCGCAUCCCAGAAUUCAUUGGUUCCUUUAGUAGAUUACAAUACCUCAACCUUACAGGGGCUGGCUUUUCCGGCAAAGUUCCUUCUCAGUUUGGGAACCUUUCGGAAUUGUGCUCUCUUGAUCUCAGCCGUAAUGAUUUGAGUGUAAAAAAUCUUAAGUGGCUUUCUCAUCUUUCUUCAUUAAGAUACCUUGAUCUGAGUUCCGUUGACCUUAGUGAAGCAACUGAUUGGAUGGAGGCAACUAGUAAUCUUCCUCUUUUAACAGACUUGCACUUGUCUUCUUGUAGACUGCGUGCUGUCAUUCCCUCCACUCUUUUGUUGAUUAAUUCUUCAAAGUCUCUUGCUUCCCUUAAUCUCUCUGUGAAUUCUCUCACAUCUUCAAUAUUCAGCUGGUUGUGCAACUUCAAUAGCAGUCUUGUUGAAGUGUAUCUUUCUCAGAACAACUUGCAAGGUCUGAUUCCAAAUGCUCUUGGAAACCUGAAGUUCCUAACCCAUCUUGAUCUCUCUUCCAAUCACCUUGAAGGCGGAAUUCCAAAAUCUUUUGGGAACUUGAGUAGUUUACAAACAUUACAUCUGUCACAAAACAAUUUAACAGAACAGCUUCCUAAGUUUGUUCAGAACUUGUCAGGGCCUGUGGAGAACACAUUAGAGAUUUUGCAAUUGAGUGAGAAUAAACUCAGUGGUUCAUUACCGGAUAUUACAAAAUUUUCAAACUUGAGGGAAUUGUAUCUUGAUUAUAAUCAAUUGAAUGGAUCUUUCCCGGAAAGUUUUGGACAAAUUUCCACCAUUGUUGUUCUAGAUCUGUCUGAAAAUUGUAUUACGGGGUCAUUGCCUCGUCUUACAGUAUUUUUAUCAUUGAGAGAGUUGCAUCUGUCGAACAAUCAGAUAAAUGGGACACUAACUGAAGCCCACUUCUCCAAUCUCUCCAACUUACAACACUUGGACUUAUCUUUUAACUCGUUGGUUUUAAACUUCAGCUCUGAUUGGAUUCCUCCUUUUCAGCUGGAUGUCAUAAAGUUGCGCUCUUGCCAGUUGGGGCCUCGUUUCCCAAACUGGCUUCUAACUCAAAACAAUUAUUCUGAGCUUGAUAUCUCUGGUGCUGGAAUUUCAGAUACUGUCCCUAAACGGUUUUGGGAUUUAUCCCCCAAACUGGCUUACCUAAAUCUCUCAUUCAACCAGAUCAAGGGAAUGGUGUACGAUUUGUCAUUAAAUAAUCUCUAUAGAGAUCAACUUCAUAUAGAGAUAGAUUUGAGCUGUAAUCAUUUUGAAGGUCCCAUACCACUUUAUGAUCCCAGUGUGACAUCAUUGCAUCUCUACAACAAUACGUUUUCAGGGUCAGUUUCUUCCUUAUGCAAGAUGAAAAGUGUGUCUUUUACUACUGCUAUAGACCUCUGCAUUAACCAACUAUCAGGAGAGCUUCCUGACUGUUGGAUGCAUAUGGAAAACUUACUCAUUCUUGAUUUUGCUAACAAUAAUUUGACUGGGAGAAUUCCUAGCUCUAUUGGCUUCCUCCAUCAGCUUCAAACCUUGAAUUUGCGCAACAAUAAUUUUAUUGGGGAAUUGCCUUCGUCCUUGAAGAAUUGCCGAAAUUUGAUACACUUGGAUCUAGGAGAAAAUAAAUUAUCCGGAAAAAUACCCGCGUGGAUAGGGUCAAACCUAACAAAAAUGAUGGUUCUUAGUCUCCGAUCGAACGAGUUCUCUGGAAGCGUACCUGUUAAUAUAUGCCAUCUUAACAAAAUUCGUAUCUUGGACCUCUCUCAAAACAAUAUAUCUGGAAAUAUACCACGAUGCGUCAACAAUUUCACAUCUUUGGUUCAAAGGGAUAAUGAUGAUGAAGAAAUUGCCAUCCUUUAUCCACAAAUUAAUCGUAUUUAUCAUGUGGAUUAUGUGGACAGUGCAUUGUUGCUAUGGAAAGGACAAGUCUAUGAGUACCAAAAUACUCUAGGACUAGUAAGAGGCAUUGAUCUAUCAUGCAAUAAAUUGACUGGAAAAAUUCCUGAAGAAAUCUCGAGUCUUGCAGAAUUAAUCUUCUUGAACCUAUCGAGGAACAAUUUGACAGGAACCAUUUUUCAAAAGGUUGGGCAGUUGGAAAAGUUAGAAAUUCUUGAUUUGUCCCAAAACCAGCUUUCUGGUGAGAUUCCUUCAGGCCUUGCUCGUCUAACUUUUCUUAGUGUCUUGGACUUGUCAUAUAACAAUUUGUCUGGCAAAAUUCCAUCAAGCACUCAACUGCAGAGCUUUGAUGCUGCUUCUUAUACUGGGAAUCAAGAACUUUGCGGGCUUCCACUACCUAAUAAGUGCCCAGGAGAUGAUUCAGAUGCUGUAGAUCCUUCUUCCAUUGAUGAUUGCCAAAAAGACAACAACAUUCAAGAGGACAGCUUCAUAACCCCUGAAUUUUAUAUCAGCAUGGGGUUAGGUUUUGGUGUUGGAUUUGGGGGAUUAUUUGGGACUUUAGUGCUCAAAAGGACAUGGAGAUAUGCUUAUUUCAAGUUGUUGAACAACAUAACAGAUUGGCUCUAUGUGACAGCAGCUGUGAAUAUGGCUAGACUGCAGAGGAGGCUUCAAAGCUAAUUGUGCAAGCUACUACACCCAACAAAAUGAGCUUUUGUUCCUCUAGAAGAACAUGAAACGGCCUUUUGGGUAUCUAUGUUCAGCUACCUCCUUUCUGUAUUUCUUGAAGAAAAUAAUUUUAUAAAUAUUUUUUAUGUAUUUCAUUUUGGAACUAGUUUGUGUGUGCUUAAAGACUUCCAUAAUUUAUUUUGAACCAUUUGUGUGAUGAUUGAUGAUUAAAUAGUUUGUCUAUCUCAUGUUUGUACUCUUCGCAGUUGUGGAUUAUUGACCUUGAUUAAACCUAAUGCCCUGUUUCCAAAUUUUAAAUUCUACCGAAUUAGUAAUCCCUUAAUAAGCACUUCUGCUUCAUCAAUUUGACUAGGAUUUCAGAAGUAAAAAGAUGUAUGACUAGCUCCUCCUAUCUAUUUCUUGAAAAAUGUAACAUUAUAUAUAUAUAUAUAUAUAUAU